This is a messenger RNA of Seminavis robusta, 495 nucleotides long. The record is from the annotation of a GenBank genome assembly. NCBI's taxonomy places the organism in Eukaryota, Bacillariophyta, Bacillariophyceae, Naviculales, Naviculaceae.
AUGAGUCAAGAGGAUGAAAUCAAAAUCAACAAUGCCGAUGGCAUUUACGGGCUUUCGGCAUUUUCCUUGCUUAUUUCAGGGACUUCGGUGACGAAUUUCCAAGGGAUGGGACUUUUAUCAACACGAACCCAUUUCUGGUUGAAAAUGAGUAGUGUGGCCCGCUUGGGAGACCUCGUUUUCCCGGCCAUUGUCUUUUUCAAAAGAGAUCAGGCGCGCCGACAAGACGUUGGCCGCGUGUCGAUGCCUCUCGUGGACGCGCAUCACACACUCAUCAAUGCCGAAAUUCUGGCACUCUUGACCAUUCCUCUCUUUGCCAGUCUCAUGGCGCGAGGGGUCUUGUACAUGGACAACUUUCCAUGGCCUUUGGGUGUGGCCCUCUACGUUGUUUCGUUGGGUGGGGCUGGCUACAAGUAUGGAAAGGAAGCUUUUGAGAUGAUAGAAUCAGAACAAGCUUGGUUCCAAUUGGGAAAGAGGAAGAGGCUAGUAGCUAGCUAA